This is a messenger RNA of Poeciliopsis prolifica (blackstripe livebearer), 4261 nucleotides long. RefSeq lists its product as uncharacterized. Bases 456 to 2870 code for a protein of 804 amino acids. NCBI's taxonomy places the organism in Eukaryota, Metazoa, Chordata, Actinopteri, Cyprinodontiformes, Poeciliidae. The transcript is spliced from 14 exons. Gene Ontology annotation, biological process: neural crest cell migration; negative chemotaxis; axon guidance. Gene Ontology annotation, molecular function: semaphorin receptor binding; chemorepellent activity. The record is from RefSeq and is a predicted model, not a curated record.
UGUUCUCUGCUGGAUUAUUGCUCCCUGCAGGAUUUGUUAGGUGUGGGCCGAGCGUUACAGGUGGACCGGAGACGCACGGAACCUGAAACAAUCGGAACCGAGUCAGUCCGCGAGGAGUUUCCAUGUAGAUCCCGGCAGCUGGAACACUUGAACCCUGAAAAUGAAGUCCUCCGGCAUCCCCCAGCACUAGCCGGGCAGCAUGGCUCCUGCUCCUCCUUCCAGAGAGGACACCAGCAGCUCAUUAGCUCUGCGCUGGAGGCUGACGCCGACAUAGAUACCCAUCAACUUCUAACUGAACCAAUUCAGGCCCGAGUCCUGGUCACACAUCUAAAUCAGCUGCUGACAGGAUCCAUCCAGACUCGGGUUUUUUCAACCAUGCGCUACCUGUGAUUUUUGGGCGUCAGAGCUGGACGCUGCGGCUCCUCUGCGCGUCGACUGACCCCGGACCCCGAGCCAUGUCUCUUCUCUUAACUCUGAGCAUCGUCUGUGGGUUGAUGCUCCAGCAUUAUUUCAGUCUGCUCAGCGCUCAGUACUGCGUCCCACGGAAGACCGUCAACUACCAGAAUCACCUGAAUCUAUUUAGAGAAGACGGGGUCUUCAAUUACUCAACUAUGCUGAUCAGAGACGACCUGGGUGUGGUGCUGCUGGGGGCGAGAGAGGCCAUCUACGCUCUGGAUAUCAACAACAUCUCAGACCAAAAGGCCGCGGUGUAUUGGCGAGUCACCGAGGAGAAGCAGAGGGAGUGCACAUACAAGGGAAAACACGCAGAGGUGGAAUGCCGCAACUACAUACGAACGCUGCACAGAGUGAACGACACCACACUGUACGUUUGCGGCACAAACGCCUUUUCUCCAGUGUGCGAUUAUAUGACGUUUGCGAAUGGCCAGCUGACCCUGAAGGGAAAGCAGGAGGAGGGAAAAGGGAAGUGUCCUUUUGAUCCCUUUCAGAGAUACUCCUCCCUCAUGGUCGGAACUGAGCUGUACUCCGCUACAUCUAUCAACUUUCUGGGCUCUGAGCCUGUGUUUCUGCGCAGCUCCAACUUGGCUCUUCGCACCGAGUUUAAGAGCUCCUGGCUCAGUGAGCCCAACUUUGUCUACAUGGACUUCUUGGAGGAGAGCGUCGGCAGUCCCGAUGGGGACGACGACAAGGUGUACUUGUUCUUCAGCGAGAACGCCAUGGAGUACGACUUCUACAGAAAAGUAGCGGUGUCCAGAGUGGCCCGCGUCUGCAAGGGAGAUAUGGGCGGCCAGCGGACGCUGCAGAGGAAAUGGACCUCGUUCCUGAAAGCCCGUCUGGAUUGUUCCUUCCCUGAACCCAGCUUGCCUCCCAUUGUCCAGGACGUCUUCCUGCUAAGGCACAAGGACUGGAGGAAGAGCGUCUUCUACGCCGUCUUCACACCUCAGUCGAGCUUGUCUCAGAUCUCUGCGGUGUGUGCCUUCACCGUUGCUUCGAUUCGAGAAAUUUUCAAUGAGGGAAAGUUUAAGACAUCUGUUGCCGUGGAGACGUCCCAUGUGAAAUGGGUGAUGUACUCGGGGGAGGUGCCGGAGCCCAGACCGGGAGCGUGCAUCAACAAUAUGGAUCGUAAAAAGGGGAUGAAUCGCUCCCUGGACUUACCGGAUAAAACCCUCCAGUUCAUCAGAGACCGGCCCCUGAUGGACGAGGCUGUCCGUCCGCUGACUGGGGGCCCGCUGCUGCUCAAGAGGGGAGCCUUACUGACCCGAAUCGUGGUGGACAGCGUGCUGGCUCUGGACGGGGACACUUACAACGUCAUGUUUAUCGGAACUGAAAACGGCUACAUUCAGAAGGCCGUCAACUUUGACGGAGAGAUGUUCAUCAUCGAGCAGAUUCAGGUCUAUGAAAACCCAGAGGCCAUCAAGGUCUUACGCCUCUCAUCAAGCAAGGGUCAACUCUACGCUGGUUCUGAAUCUGGUGUCGUCCAGAUGCCGGUCAGUAACUGCAGCCGGUACCAGUCUUGCGAGGACUGCAUCCUGUCCAGGGAUCCUUACUGUGCCUGGGACUCGUCCGCUGAGCGGUGCUCCUCUGUCUCCGGUCUGUCUGCGUCUCCCGAAGCUGCAGUCCAGAGUCUGAAGGAGGGCAACGUGUCACAGUGUCCCCCACCAGAUCCAGUGCCAGCUGUGGACGUUGCUCUAAUUCCAGGGAACAACAUCCAGCUGCCUUGCCAGCGUCACUCCAACCUGGCGGAGGUCCACUGGAGGUUCUCUGACCUCCCUGUUUUAUCUACACACAAAUACUACAUCUACAGCGACGGCCUCCUCAUCCUGAACACGACCGCGUCGGACGCAGGCUUAUAUUUCUGUGACUCUGUAGAGCAGAUCAACAGCAGGAUGUACAACAGGACUGUGGCCGUUUAUCAUUUACAAAUCUCCUCUGAGCCAGUCAGCCCCACUCCCGGCAUAGCAGCCACAAAAUACUUCAUUCAAACUCUGAAAACGGCUGCAACUGGGUCACAGCCGGACCUGGAGAGCGAGGACCAUCUGACGCCUGAGAAUCAAAGCGACUCUGGGAGAAUGAGUCGCCUGGAGGUGGCUGUGGCUCUGCUGUCGCUGCUCUGCCUCUCUCUCGUCGUCGUCAUAUUGUGGUUCUGGAAGCGAGGGCGCUGGACGUGCUUCGGGUUGGCGCAGCGGUCUAAAGGCGGCGAGGGGAAGCGGCCGUCGUCGUUGGACUACACGCACAAUCAGAACAGAAACUCUGAGAUUAAGCUCCUGGGGGCGGAGGCCAGACCCUGCACCGCCAACAACAAUCACACCACUGUGGACUUCAAAAAGAACGGGGAGUACCACUUCCCACCCCUGGCCAACAUUUCAAAUCUGAACGGUCUGGGUUACAUCCAUGACGAGUCGGAGAUUUGACUCUGCUGAGGCUCGCGCUUCCGUCCUAGUUCUGCAUCGGUGCGAUAAUAACAAACUUGCAAUAUGUUGUUCAGGUACGUCUCAAUAAAUUGAAAUUCAAACAAGAAGCUCAUUUAUUUCAGUAAUUCAGUUCAACUCUGUGUAGAGUCAUACUACACAGAGUAGUGUUUGUUUUAGUCAGUUUUGAUAAUAUAAUAAAAAUAAGGUUUUUAUUAUUUAUUAUCCAUCAAUUGUCUAAUGGUUGGGGUACUGGGCCCUGUCUCCAGUUAUCAUUGGGCAUGAGUCAGGAACUAUAAUAUAAUGGCUUUGCACAAUUGUUCCCAGGCUGUGACGAUCCCCGUUGCGUUUCCUACAACACUUUUUCCUUCCACUCAAUUUUCCAUUAAUAUGCUUGAAAACAGUUUUCUGAACACUGGCUUUUAGUGGCUUACCUUCAAUCAAUGACUGACUCCUGAAUAAAUGUCAAAUCAGCAGCAUCUCCCAUGCUUGUAGAGGCCACAGCAUGAUCUUAAAAUAUUUUUUUCAUCAGUUAUUACUAUUACAAAUGUCUUAUUAUCCCUAAAUUACAAAAUAGGUAAUUGUACAUGCAUACUGUCCCUUUCUGAACCGAACUACUGAAAUAGAUUAACUUGCCAAAGAUCUUCCAGUUUAUUGAGAUAUGCCUUUAGGUGGUAAAUGGGUUCCUGUUUCUGUCCUGGGUGAUUUCCAAUGUCUUUUCAGGCAGCUGAUAAUCACUAAAAAGACAUUUAUCUUGAUAAAUACCCACUCCAGAAAUGUUUUUUACAGUCAUAUUUUUGUACAAUCCCAAUCUGUGAAUACAAUCUGUGUAAUAUUUCUGUACAGUCAAGCUUGUUAUUUUUAUUUUUGUGACUAUUUAUUGGAGGAAAUUUCCAUUUUCUAUUUUUAUCCUCUCUAAUCUUUGAAAUGAACAUCUUGGUGACCGAUCUCCAAGCCCAAUUCAUUUCAUGGAUCCAGCUGUAUAAAAUCAACAGGGGUAAUUUUUUCAUUGCUCUAUGGUUGAAUUAAUCUUCCUGCCUCUACUUUUUCAUCACUCAUUCAGUAAAAAAAAAGCCAUAUGUAAUUAACUACUUCUUAACAAAAUUCACCAUUUUGUUUUGGUCAUUACAUUCCCUUCCAGUAGGAAGGCUUGUUCCUUGUUCCUUUCGGUGGGGUUCACACAUCUUUACUUCAAAUUGUACAUUUGUGUUAAUCUGAAAAAGACAACGCUGUUGCAGGAAUGUAGAGGUGUGGGUGUCAAUUUCUGCAGGCAUAUCAAUUGUGCGGUUCAGCAUAUGUAUAAAAUAAAAAAAUAAGGGUAAUGGGGAGUAAUGGAAACACUGCCUUGUAAAAAUGAAUACGGAAAUAAAUGUUUUGAUUUCCUUUUUCUUACA